Messenger RNA from Aspergillus udagawae, 1062 nucleotides. RefSeq lists its product as uncharacterized. Lineage: Eukaryota; Fungi; Ascomycota; Eurotiomycetes; Eurotiales; Aspergillaceae. The transcript has 5 exons. The record is from RefSeq and is a predicted model, not a curated record. Bases 1 to 1062 code for a protein of 353 amino acids.
AUGGGCUGGGUACACAAUGCUUCCCCAGAGAUCGACGCCCAGUCCAGGUAUCCCCUCAUUCUGGGGGUUUGCAUUACCCUGACGGUCUUGAUGGUCAUCACCGUUUGUCUGCGACUCUUCGUGCGUAUCAAACUUGGGAGAUUCGGCGCUGCCGACUACGUGAUGGUGUUUGGAAUGAUAUUCAGUAUCGUCUACAAUGCUCUUUGUAUAUCUCAAAGCCGAUAUGGACUGGGACUACCACUGGCGUUGCGGCCAAAGGCGGACCUCAGAACAUACACAAAGCUCAACUACGCCGGUCGGCCCUUCUACCAACUCGGAAUCGCCGGUUUCAAAGCCGCGCUGUGUAUCAACUACCUUCAUCUGCUCGCGAAAACCUCCAAGCGUUUCUACCGAAUGUUGAUAUGGGUGGUGAUCAUACUGUCGACCUUGGGACAUGUGGCUGGCACAUUGGUUCUGCUUGUGAACUGCAAGCCAGUAGAGCGGUCCUGGAAUCCGACCAUUUCCGGUAAAUGCCUUCCGGUAGGACCAACCUUCUACGGUCUUGCGGCCUUUACGAUCGUCUGUGAUGUCGUCGUCAUCUUCCUGCCGAUUCCAUUGUUACUGCAGUUGAACGUGAAACCAGCACAGAAGGCGGGCGUGGCAUGCUUGUUCCUGCUCGGACUGUUCACUACCCUCUGCUCCAUUCUACGUCUAACUCAGAUUCAUCGCGUGGUGGCUGUGGAUGGGGAUUCUACCAUGUUAGUCCUCUGGGGCACAAUCGAAUUCAAUGUCGGGAAUAUCGUCACCUCUCUUCCAUUCCUCACGCCCGUUCUCAAGAUGUUUGUGCGCGACUUUCGCUCCCGCAGUGCCAGCGAAUUUCGCAAGAACACCGGUUACUCCUUGCAAUCCUAUUCCAAAAACCGACACUCGCAAUUGAAAUCGGAACACUCCAAGGAGCCAGUCCCCGUUCAGCGAACGCCCAGCGAGGAGCUAAUCCUCGACACUGACGAUUCCAUUGCUCGAGCGAACGCCGAGAUCCACGUCACGGUCGAGUAUCGUGUCUCACACGAGAAUGAUAAAUGA